UAAUUCAUAGUGAACAACUACUCAUUUGGUAACCAACUAUAUGGAGAAGAUGAAUAUUAUGAGCUUGUUAUCUCUCUUUCUUUUGCUCAUUUUUUCGAUCAUCCCCAAAUCUUCCGCUACAGAUCUGUCACCAAGUUAUUAUGAUCGAGUGUGCCUUGACGCUCUACCGACCAUCAAACGCGUUGUUGAGGACGCAAUAGCCCAAGAACGUCGCAUGGGUGCUUCUUUGUUACGUCUUCAUUUUCAUGAUUGUUUUGUUAACGGAUGUGAUGCUUCCAUUCUAUUGGAUCAAACUUCAACAAUCGAUAGCGAGAAAAAUGCAACUCCAAAUGUAGACUCAGCUAGAGGUUUUGAAGUUAUCGACCGAAUCAAGUCUGAGGUGGACAAAGUUUGUGGUCGUCCCGUAGUAUCUUGUGCUGAUAUCUUGACCGUUGCUGCUCGUGAUUCUGUCGUUGCACUUGGUGGCCCAUCAUGGAGAGUCAAGCUAGGAAGAAGAGACUCGACCACAGCUAGCCGAACCACAGCUGAAGCCAACAUCCCUGCACCGUUCAUGGACUUACAAGCACUAAUCUCAAACUUUAAGAACCAAGGACUCGACGAGAAAGACCUAGUUGUUCUUUCGGGUGCACACACCCUAGGGUUUGCUCAGUGUAGAACCUUUAGGGAUCGCAUUAAGUACGACACCAACAUUGAUCGAGCCUUUGCUAGCCACCUUCGAACCAUAUGUCCACAAGUUGGGGGCAACUCAACGCUCGCACCACUUGACCCAACACCAAGCUCAUUUGAUGGGAGAUACUUCAACAACUUGUUAAGUAAAAAAGGGCUUUUGAAAUCUGAUCAAGCCUUGUUUAAUGGUGAUGAUGGUGAAACUGAUGAACUUGUUGAGAAAUACAAUGAGAAACAACAAGAAUUCUUUGAGGAUUUUGCAAAGUCUAUGAUUAAAAUGGGUGAUAUAAAUCCAUUAACAGGAAAUAGAGGUCAAGUUCGUUACAACUGCAGGAGGAUUAAUUAGAAGAUUUCAAUUUUGACCUUAUGUUAAAAUUUAAUAUUUCAAUUGUAAGUUUG
Molecule: messenger RNA, 1065 nt
Organism: Erigeron canadensis
Lineage: Eukaryota; Viridiplantae; Streptophyta; Magnoliopsida; Asterales; Asteraceae
Product: lignin-forming anionic peroxidase-like
Exons: 3
Coding region: 41-1012 (323 amino acids)
Biological process (GO): response to oxidative stress; hydrogen peroxide catabolic process
Molecular function (GO): peroxidase activity; heme binding
Source: RefSeq, a predicted model, not a curated record